Molecule: messenger RNA, 1008 nt
Organism: Fusarium musae
Lineage: Eukaryota; Fungi; Ascomycota; Sordariomycetes; Hypocreales; Nectriaceae
Exons: 1
Coding region: 1-1008 (335 amino acids)
Source: RefSeq, a predicted model, not a curated record
AUGCGACUUGUGCAACACAAGCCUAGUGGUCCGACUUUUCCUUUACAAACACUGACUGAUAUGCAGCAUGUGGCGGGCGAUGGCGUCUGCAACUUUAUCUUGCACAAGACAUUAGGCAUGCACCUGGCUUCCAUUACCAAAGGACUCGGCCUCCGAACCAUGCCAAUCACGCCUCUUGAUCGAAGCUCGGUCGUUGAGGGUGAACAAGGCGUGACUCUAGAAGAAUUUCCUGAUUGGAAGCUCACAGAGACCCCUUGCACUUUCUUGAACCCAACAAACUACGAAGCUACCGAGGUACAGUCGGUUGAACAUGGCAUAUUCUUCAUCUCUGCCGAGAACCUCUCGCUGCUCAAGAAUCAUGCCCUGAAAGGUGCUGCCAAUACUAAGCUGAGCACGACCGAAGCUAUCUGUGCUUUCCUCUGGCGCCACGUUGUCAUGGCCAGGCAGAUAGAUCAUCAUCGAUACCCAGAGGCAAAGCUAUCAAUCACUGUUGACGCUAGAGAACGAAUGGAAAGUUCGCCACUCCCGUCCAACUAUUGGGGGAAUUUUGCGGAGCCGAACGCGGUCGCCAGAGUGUCUGUUGCUUCUCUACACAAUGGAGAAGACGGACAAAAGAUUUAUGGUAAGCUGGCGAGUAGUAUCCAGCGAGCCAUUGCUGCUGUCAACGACAAGGCAGUAAGGCGUCUCGUUGGGCUGCUCAAUCAAAUGCCCAAAACUACUUCCUUGACCUGGAAUGUCGACCGAUACCCGGGACCGGACAUGCUCAUAGUCUGUCUUCAAGCGCAUAGAUACAACGACAUUUAUUUCGGGCGUCAUCUUGGGUAUCCUUCUGCAUUCCGCGUUACUGUUGGGGAUACUGAGGGUAAACCUGACGGCCGUUGCAUUAUUCUGCCACCUCCUCAUAAUGAGAGUCGGGGUCUGGAGCUGAUUCUGCAAUACGAUAGUGGUACUUUGGAAAGGCUUGAGAGUAACGCCGAGUUUAGCAAGUUCUUUAUACGCCGUAACUGA